UGAUAAAGUGAGAAGAAAAGAAGAGAGAGAGGGAGACAAAAAACACAAAACAAAAAACCCCACAGACAGUGAGAACCAGGUCUUGACGAGGGAGGAUUCUCUACAAGAAAGUCGCAGGAUUUUAAAAAAAUAUGCCCCUGGUGUUUUUAAAUAGAAAACUAACGCAGUGUUUCAUUUAACCGGAUUUCACUGUAAAAACAAUUUUAGUUUACCUGCUUCCCCUGCUUUGGGGGGAAAAGGGUUAUAACCUACCUGUUGCACUGGACCUGUUGAGAAAAACACAGGGGCGGAGGAGGGGCACCCGGAGGAGACGAGGUGCCACCAAGUCGAGCAGGAAGCUUGAGCACAGACUCCGUGGAGUGAUGAGGACAGCACGCCGGGCGAGCAACGUGGAGGUUCCCUCCUUCCUCCGACAGCUGGUGAAAGAGACAGAGAAGAUGGUCACCUUCUUCUUCAAAGGAGGAUCCAGGGAGAGAGGGCCUGGGGAGGAGGACAACUUGGAUGAAGAUGACGGAAUACCCAGCCCGUACCUGGAGCAUCCCAUUUUGGAAAAGUAUGUGUCUGAGGGGGGAUCUCCUGUGGGGUUGAACUAUGCUGUGGCAAGCAUGCAGGGGUGGAGGGCUCAGAUGGAGGAUGCCCAUGCCUGUAUGCCCCAGCUGAGAGCAGAGUUGCGAGACUGGGGUUACUUUUCUGUUUUUGAUGGACACGCAGGCACCACAGUGGCACAGUACUGUGCCAGACACCUGCUGGAUCACAUCCUGGCUGCAGGUGGGAUUCAAACAAACGAGGAUCCUGAGCAAGUAAAGGAAGGGAUACGCGAAGGCUUCCUAGACAUUGAUCGUCAUAUGCACAAACUGGCUCGUCAGGACAACUGGGACAGAAGUGGCUCCACUGCAGCAGGUGUGCUGAUUUCUCCGCGCCACAUUUACUUUAUCAACUGCGGAGACUCCCGCACUCUGCUCUGCCAUGACAGCCAGGUGGUCUUCUACACCGAAGACCACAAGCCGUUCAACCCCAGAGAAAAGGAGCGGAUCCAGAACGCCGGAGGCUCGGUGACCCUGCAGAGAAUCAAUGGCUCGCUGGCUGUUUCCAGGGCACUGGGAGACUUUGACUUCAAGGAGGUGGACUGGAGGUCGCAGACCGAGCAACUCGUGUCUCCGGAGCCGGAGGUGUACGAGCUGGAGAGGACGCCUGAAGACGAGUUCCUAAUUCUAGCUUGCGAUGGUGUGUGGGAUGCCAUUGGAAAUGAAGAACUGUGUGCUUUUGUACGCAACCGUCUGCAGGUGUGCGAUGACCUGAGAGAGAUUUGUACCCAAGUCAUUGAUCUCUGCCUCUAUAAGGGCAGCUUGGAUAACAUCAGCAUCAUCAUUGUCUGCUUCCCUGGCGCCCCCCAGGUGUCACAGGAGGCACUGCAACAAGAGGCAGAGCUUGAGCAACAAAUUGAUAUGAAAGUGGAAGAAAUUAUCCAGAUGAUGAGGUGCAAAGAUGAGGACCCUGACCUUCUAUAUGUGAUCAAAUUCCUAGCAGCAGAAGAGAUGCCGGGACUGCCCCCAGGAGGAGGAAUCACCAGCAAGCGAGACUGUAUCAUCUCAGCAUACCAGAAACACAUCAUGGCUCUAAGGACUCAGGAGCCUAUGGACAUUGAAGGAUCAGAGGAAGACUCAAACUAAAGCCACGAAGAAUGAACAUCAUGAAGAAAGCUUAGACACUUCUUAGAUGUGGACCACACUAAGCACAAUUCUUUAAGUAACAUUUUUGGGUAUAGGGUAUAUUUGUUUUUGGGUAUAGCCACACAUAUUUGCUUUCUGGUCAAAUCAUAUUAAAUAUGGAGGAACAAAAUGA
Messenger RNA from Haplochromis burtoni (Burton's mouthbrooder), 1842 nucleotides. It is a transcript of the gene ppm1na, whose product is annotated as protein phosphatase, Mg2+/Mn2+ dependent, 1Na (putative). NCBI's taxonomy places the organism in Eukaryota, Metazoa, Chordata, Actinopteri, Cichliformes, Cichlidae. Gene Ontology annotation, cellular component: cytosol; nucleus. Gene Ontology annotation, biological process: positive regulation of canonical NF-kappaB signal transduction; negative regulation of canonical NF-kappaB signal transduction; positive regulation of canonical Wnt signaling pathway. The record is from RefSeq and is a predicted model, not a curated record. The transcript is spliced from 6 exons. Gene Ontology annotation, molecular function: magnesium ion binding; manganese ion binding; protein serine/threonine phosphatase activity. Bases 363 to 1670 code for a protein of 435 amino acids.